Molecule: messenger RNA, 981 nt
Organism: Thermochaetoides thermophila DSM 1495
Lineage: Eukaryota; Fungi; Ascomycota; Sordariomycetes; Sordariales; Chaetomiaceae
Product: putative pre-mRNA splicing protein
Exons: 1
Coding region: 1-981 (326 amino acids)
Cellular component (GO): catalytic step 2 spliceosome; post-mRNA release spliceosomal complex; Prp19 complex
Source: RefSeq, a predicted model, not a curated record
AUGCCACCAGCGAAAAAGAGAAAAACUGAGGCAUCUCAGGAGCCUCGGCCAGCUUCUGAACAGCAAGAGCAAAACGGAGCGCAGGAAGAACAGCCAACUGUCCAGGAUUCGACACCCGAGGUCGAGAGCAGAAGCGACGACAAAAAAGUCAGUCAAUCACCAACCCUAGCAACCGAUCCAUCAGACGACACAUCAGAACAACCUAGCGAGUCUUCUACGAAAAAUGCGGCUCUGACGGCUGCGCAGGAGCGGCUGGCCCGCUUCCGGGCGCUGCAGGCGCGCGCCAAAGAGUCGUCACAACAGAAUCUCAAGGAGGCCACGAAGGAGUCGCAACGACUCGCGACUGACCCGAGCCAGCUAACUGCGCUCAGUCGAAAGCAUGCAAUUGCAGCACAUAAGCUGUUGAAGGCAGAGAUUGAGGACGCUGGCGGCGACUUCGAGCGCAAGCGGGCAUGGGACUGGACGGUAGAGGAGGCUGAGCGUUGGGACAAGCGGAUGAAGAAGAAGGAGGCGCACCGCGACGACACGGCCUUCCGGGAUUAUGCGCGCGAGGCGGAGAAGACGUACAAACGCCAGAUUCGGAAUAUGGGCGCGCCAGACCUGGAAAAGUAUAUGCGUGAAAAGCUGUCGGCUAUCGAGAAAGCUGCUGCUGCCGGCACCCUUGACAUAAUCGAGACUGAGGAUGGUGAAAUGAUUGCUGUUGACAAAGAUGGGACCUUCUUCAGCACUGCCAACGCGACUGACUUUGCUCAACAUAAGCCUGACAAGGCCGCCGUCGAUCGGUUGGUCGCUGACUUGCGCAAGGCCGAGGAAGCGUCGCUCAAGCGCCGUCGUGAGAAGUUGGCCAAGAGUGGAGAGGAGCACGGUGAUGUCACGUACAUCAACGAGAAGAACAAGCAGUUCAACGCGAAGCUUGCUCGGUUCUACAACAAGUACACGGCCGAGAUCCGGGACAGCUUCGAGCGGGGUACCAUGGUCUAG